Molecule: messenger RNA, 217 nt
Organism: Rhizophagus irregularis DAOM 181602=DAOM 197198
Lineage: Eukaryota; Fungi; Glomeromycota; Glomeromycetes; Glomerales; Glomeraceae
Source: RefSeq, a predicted model, not a curated record
UGCUACUAUAUGGCUCCUAGACCAGUUUAUGGUAUACCUUUAGGUAGUAUAUCACCAAUGGCAGCUCCAGGUUCAGAUAUAGAAAAAUUGACAACUCUUUUCAUUGGAGGGAUAUCACCAGGAGUAACUGAUGAUUGGAAAAAAUUCUCAAUUAUUUAAUUGCGGAAUAUGCUGAUGCUGAUAGACAGUGUACUGCGUUCUUUGCGUGUACUUGGUG